Molecule: messenger RNA, 2411 nt
Organism: Manis pentadactyla (Chinese pangolin)
Lineage: Eukaryota; Metazoa; Chordata; Mammalia; Pholidota; Manidae
Gene: CCDC126
Product: coiled-coil domain containing 126
Exons: 3
Coding region: 383-805 (140 amino acids)
Source: RefSeq, a predicted model, not a curated record
AAGGGUCGGGACGGGGCAGGAGGCGGAGCGGAAGCGGAGCGCGAGGGACCGGGAGAGUAGAAGCUCGCCAAGCUGGGAGCCCUUCGUCACUGAUUCCUAGCCACGGCCUUUCCCCAUCCCGACCUGGAGGCUGCUUCGCAAGCGCGGGAUCCAGCGGACGCCUGCUAAUCGGCUUUCGCUGCGCAGUCCCGGCUCGGGAGCGCCUUGGCGACGGCGACAGUGAGGAGAAACCCACAGGCAAGAGUUAAUUGAGAGUUGGAGGCAGCCUUGCUGAAGAUGAAGAAUAUACAGUAUUAGAGAUUUUUUUUUUCUUUCAAAAGUCUUGUUUUGUGGCUUGCCUCUAGUUGCCAUUUCUCAGUUGAGUCUGUUUGCUUCAUCAGAAAUGAUUUUUACAAUUUCAAGAAAAAAUAUGUCCCAGAAAUUGAGUUUACUGUUGCUUGUAUUUGGACUCAUUUGGGGACUGAUGUUACUGCACUAUACUUUUCAACAACCAAGACAUCAAAGCAGUGUGAAGUUACGGGAACAAAUACUAGAUUUAAGCAAAAGAUACGUUAAAGCCCUAGCAGAGGAAAAUAAGAACACAGUGGAUGUCGAGAAUGGUGCUUCUAUGGCAGGAUAUGCGGACCUCAAAAGAACAAUUGCUGUCCUUUUGGAUGACAUUUUACAACGCUUGGUAAAGCUGGAGAACAAAGUUGACUAUAUUGUUGUGAAUGGCUCAUCAACCAACACCACCAAUGGUACUAGUGGGAAUCUGAUGCCAGUAACCACAAAUAAAAGAAUAAAUGUAUCAGGCAGCAUUAGAUAGCAGUUGAAGAUCACCUAGUGCUGCUACAUUCACCAUGGAUUAUAUCCUAUGGCAGAGAAGCUUUUAAAUCACUGGCAAGGAUAGAGUAAUACUUUACAAUAAAAGCUCUGUGCAUUUUCAAGGAGUAUGCUGGAUUCAUGGAGUUCUAAUUCUGUAUAUAAAAUUUAAAAGUUAUUAAUGUGCUUUCAGGCAAGUCUCUUCAAUGCUGUACUGUGUCCUUAAAGGGAGUUUGGUAACAUGGUUGAUGUAGUAAGCAGGUAGGUGAUCUUUGUAUAACACUUGUGUAUGAAAUCAAGGUGAAACAAACACUGAAAGAUAUGGAUUCAUUUCUAUAUUUAUUUAACUAUAUAACAUGUUUUUCAGAUAAAUGGGGAAUAUUGUUAUUGAAUCAUUUUGUCAUUUGUUUUUAGUAGAUGUAACUGUUAGACUAAUACUGUUAGAAAAUGUGCUUACUUCCAGUACUAUAUUUUAUUACUCAGAUUAUGAGCAGAGAAAGGAAGUAUAAUGUUGAAAAUACUGUUUUGAAAUCAUGACCCAAAGAAUGUCUUCAUUUGCACUAUCCUUCAGAAUCACUGGAGGUUAAUUAUUGUAUAUUUUUAAAAAUUACAUUUGUAAGAAUAUAAUGUUGAAAUGGGUAGUAGUCACUGCCCAUAAUCUAUUCUAAACAUUGGGACAAUUAAAUAACAUUACAGUAGUAAUCUCUAAUCUCAUACAUAACGUUUUCUUACAUACAUUCUGAAGAGCAAAAGAUAUUUUUAUGAUGAGGUUAAAAAUAAGUAUUAAUCAUGUUUUUCACAUAUUUGAAUGUUAAUUUAAAAGUUUUAGCCCUUUGAUUGUCUAUACCAUGAGGAAAGCACAUUAUUUCCAUAUUUGGGUAACUUUUGCUUUUGUUAUGUUGGCAGGGAGGGGAGACUAUCAUACUUGUGAGAAAUACUUUUAAGGACUUUAGCCAGAUAAAGGUAUUUGUGCUGCAUUAAAUUGCCUAGAAAAUGUUAACAUUAUAUUAUAUAAGAGUAUCCUGCUUUCUGAAAUUUUGGAUUGGUAUAACAUGUAUUAGAUAUUCAUUUUAUAUUAUGACCUCUUAACAAUAAUUAACAUUUAAAAUAUUAUUUAAAUUAUGAAGAUUGACCGUCUUUUCAGUAAAAUAACUACUGUGUAUAGCACAAGUGAUCCUAACCUUGGGUAAUUCUAGUACAGAGCAAAGUACAGUUUUAUUUAAAUUUCCCUUAGAGCAAAUUUAAUUGCCAUAUGGUGCCCUAUAUUUCAUAGUAUUUAUUCUCUGUAAUAACUGUUAAGUGCCACUAGUGUCUAGAUUUAGACUUUAUUGAAUUUAGUUUUGGUUAUUGUUCAAAAUUACAAUAUGCUACUACAUGUAGUAGCAAUAAUUAUAAUGUUUUGUUAAAGUAAGUAUGAGAAAAUACUGUUUGAUGAAAGGUAGCUUUCCAGACUGUUUCCUCCUGUGUUCUACCUUUCUGUGAAGGAAUUAUAUACCAUUGCCAGGUGAAGUUUGGUAUAAUUGUUCAGUCUCUCUUAUUAGAUGUGGACAUUUUUGUUUUUUGUUUUUGUUUUCAGGGAUGAAAUAAAAUAUGUUAUUUGUAUUUACAAA